UGAAGGUGAUGCGGAGAGGCGAUAAUUUGGGCCAUUGGCGCUCCAUCAGGGUGACAAUUGCAAGAAUGACCCCCAAGGCGAUUCUUGGAGGCCAGAGUAUGGCUUGGGGAAGUAAAAAGAGCCUCCUAACGUGGUUCUUCGUGGUCACAGAGCGGCCAAUGGUGUGGAAAAGUCCAAGAGAUCGAUGGCAUAAUGGCAGGAGAAAAACCACUGGUUUUUCAUGCCUACUCUCUUUCCGGCGCACUCUUUCGCGGAGGGAGAAGGAAAACUCCAAUGGCACCAGCAGAGAUCUCUUUUUGCGGCCAGCGGCGCUGAAUAUAAAGUGCCAGAGCGCGGCGAUAGGGAGUCAGUCAGUGCUUGAGUGUGUUCAGAAGAAGAAGGAGUUUGUUUGAAGAUUCCGAGUGGUGACUGGUGAUAGGACUGUUUGACAUUAGCGUGAUCUUCUGAUCAUCAUCAUGGAGCGGAUAUCUUGCACAAUUCUCCUCCUUGUCACCCUCGCGUGCGCCUCCGGCGAGACCAACUACAACAAGAAGAUGUACAUGAAGCGAUCAUCCAUGGAUCAGGACACAAGUGCCACUGGAUAUAUUUACAGCAAGUACGGCUCCAAUCCCGCGCAGUUUGUCUAUCUGGACUCAGACGCCGUGGCGGCCCACUUCAAGUCCUCAGCGCCAUCACAUCUGCCCCUGAUCCAGGAUGGUGAUCAGUACGGCACGCACUCCUACGUUGUCACCCACUCUGGCGGCUAUCCGAGUCAGUUUGUGCCCAGUUCGGCUGCCACAGUGGCGAAUCUCUACUACAACAGCCAGCCUUCAGCGGCCUACACUCUCGAAGCCGAUGCUGGACCUCCACUAGCCUCAUACGUGUCGACCGGAGGAGAUUAUCACUACGAUGGAGGAGACGUGGACGGUGGAGAUUUCGACGCCACCGGAGGACACUUCAGCGAGCGCUACAGCGAUGGCGAUGAUCAUCACCACUAUAAUCAUGAUCACUCUGAGGGAGAUGGCUCAGAAUACGGCGAGGAGUAUCACAAGAAGCACGGCCAUGAGGGAAAGAAGGCGUACGACACCGAGAAUAAGUUCGAGAAGGGCUCAAAGGGUCACUACGACAAGGAGGAUCACUCUGGCCACUACGACGAGGAUGGCGGCCACAAGAAGUCCUACUACGAUGAGGGAGAUGAAUAUGGACAGCAUCACGAGGGCGCUCACUCAAGCAAGGGUGGGAAGUUUGGCGAGAAGAAGCACCACAAGAAGGGCUCAAAGACCACAGGAUAUCACAAUGUCUUCCACAAGGAUGAAUUCAAGAAGGAUCACACGUUCUAUGACGAUGCCGAUCACAAGGGCAACUUCAAGAAGUACGGUUCUGACCAUCAGCACCACCACAAGGGAGCCUCAAAGUACGGCAAGGGCGGCCACUACGACUCCGCCAAUCACGAGGGGCACAAGGGCAAGAAGGGACACUUCGACAAGGGAUACCAUGACAUCGACGAUCAGGGAUACGACAAGAAGCACGACCACGAGGCCCAUCAUCACGACGGCGAGGAGUACUACAAGAAGCACGGCAAAGACGGAGAUGAACAUCACGGCUUCGACGAGAAGCACUACCACUAAAUCCACUGCAAACAACUCAUCCUCCACAUCUCCAUAUCAUCCCUGUAAUUUAUUAUCGAUCCCCACUUGUAGCAUGGCUCAUUAGUGCCCCGACCGUGACAAAAUGUAAUCGGAAACAGAGAAAGAAUCUGAUGGAAGAAUAAACAGAAGACAAAAAAAAGUCGUGAAAAACCAAAAAAAGGGGGCCUAUAAAAUCAAUUGAGAGUGUUGAAAGGCGGCGUAUGUGUGGAGGAAGAAAAA
Molecule: messenger RNA, 1847 nt
Organism: Phlebotomus argentipes
Lineage: Eukaryota; Metazoa; Arthropoda; Insecta; Diptera; Psychodidae
Product: sarcoplasmic reticulum histidine-rich calcium-binding protein-like
Exons: 1
Coding region: 456-1607 (383 amino acids)
Source: RefSeq, a predicted model, not a curated record